AGGGACGAGACGGCCGUGCGCAUGGGGCUUCGCUUCUCCUCACCAUCCUCGCGUGCGUGGUUGUCCGUACCUUUCUCCCAUUCCUCUUCCGUCUCUUCGCUGCGCGUGCCACCGGACCCAUCUCUCCGCUCACUUCGUGUCGGCGUGUAGUUAUUAGUUCCAUAAAGAAAGGAUAAAAAGAGAAAUAAAAAAACAAAUUCCAUGGACGAUCACCAGGUAGUGGGCGACUUCCACAGGGUCAAGCCUAAGCGCUAUGCGCCGGCUGCGCCUGCGGAGACGGCGGAGGCGGGGUUCUGGCGCAGCUUCCGGCGGAAAGCCACGGAACCGCUGAUCGGCAACGUGACGGCCAUCGACUUCUGCCCCUCCGCGCCCUACCACUUCGCCGCCACCAACUCCACUCGCGUGACGGUGUACAGUGGCCUCACCAGGGAGCCCCUUAAAACCUUCUCCCGCUUUAAAGGACUCGCCUACAGCGGUCGCUUCAGGGCGGAUGGCAAGCUUCUAGUGGCAGGGGGGGACAGAGGCAUAGUGCAGGUGUUUGAUGCCACCAACCGCACUGUGCUCAGACAGCUCAACGGCCACACAGAUGCGGUGCGGGCGGUGCGCUUUGCCCUGGACAAGGUGCAUCUCAUGUCCGGCGGGGACGACUGUGCGCUGCGCUGGUGGGACGUCAGCUCGCAGGAGCCCCUGCGCAAGAUGGCGGUGCACUCAGACUACGUGCGCUGCCUGUCCACCAACCCUGCCUCGGCGGACCUGUGGGCAUCGGGGUCAUACGACCACAGCGUGCUCGUGUGGGACGUGCGCGUGCGCGACCCCGUGUUGCGCUUCCAGCACGCGCAUCCAGUGGAGGACGUGCUCUUCUACCCCAAUGGCACCAUGCUGGCUGUUGCAGCCGGCCCGCAGGUGUCAGUAUGGGACAUGCUUAAAGGCGGUGCGUCGCCCACAGCACUGCUGGCCUCCCAACCACCCUCCCAGCAGCAGCAGGGCAGCAGCAUAGUGACAUCCGUGACGUCCCACUCACGGCCGCUCUACCUGCUGGGCAACCACCAGAAGGCUGUCACGUGCCUGCACGUCACUCCGCCCAUCUCCCUGGGCCACGGCGACCGCCCCUUCCCUGCUCGCCUGCUCACAGGGUCGCUGGACGGCCACGUGCGCGUGUUCAGCCUCAGUGACUACAAGGUGAAGCACAUGGCACGGUACGACGGCCCCAUCCUCUCCCUGGGCAUGUCAUGCCGCGGCACCACACUAGCCGUGGGCAUGGCGGGGGGGCAGGUGGCCAUCCGCCACCGCACCCCGCCCGACAGUGAGCGCCGCCACCUGCAGCUCGCGGCAGCAGCGGCUGCGGUGCCGCGUGUGCCAGGCAUGCAGAAGAGCACAACGAAACGGGGGAGCAAAGGGCGCAUGCACGGGCCGCUGCAGACCGCCAACUUCAGAUACUUGGUCCGCGGGCAGACGGAAGAGGCUGCGGCGGAGGACUACCUGGUGGCGCAGCGCAAGCGCGUGCACCUAGCAGUGCACGACAACAAGCUGCGGCGCUUCCAGCACUCCGCCGCGCUCAGAGCCGCUAUGCAGGACGCUUCACUGGAGAAACCCGAGAUGCUGAUAGCGGUGUUGGAGGAGAUGAUCGCUCGCAACGUACUGGCCAACGCCAUAGCGGUGCUCCCAGUGAAGUCACUCAGCCGUUUCCUGCAGUUCUGCCGAAAGCUGGUGCCGAACCCGCGGUACAGCACGUUCCUCAUCCCCAUCCUGCACAUGGUGCUGGACCUCAGAGCGCAGCACGUGGCUGCCACACCACGACUGCAGCAGGGGUUCCAUGUGCUGGCGCAAGUGGUGGGAGCGGAGGCCCAUGCGCUGUCAGAGCUAGCGGAGCUGCAGGGCUUUGUGCUGCCCCUGCUGCGAGCGUCCACUGCUGCCAACGCCACCGCGGAGGGGAUUGCCGCUGCUGCAACGCUGGAGGGAGGAGGCUUGGAGGAUGAUACAGGUGUACUGUGAUGUGUGCUUUAGUGAACAAAAAUUAGGUUAGGUGGAGAAGGCGAUGGUUGCAUCGUGAGACGAGACGAUUCUAUUCCCAUUCGGUCAAAAUGCAAAUUUCGAGAGCCGAUGGAAAAAAUCAAGUGUCC
Molecule: messenger RNA, 2120 nt
Organism: Closterium sp. NIES-67
Lineage: Eukaryota; Viridiplantae; Streptophyta; Zygnematophyceae; Desmidiales; Closteriaceae
Source: the annotation of a GenBank genome assembly